Molecule: messenger RNA, 2747 nt
Organism: Marchantia polymorpha subsp. ruderalis
Lineage: Eukaryota; Viridiplantae; Streptophyta; Marchantiopsida; Marchantiales; Marchantiaceae
Source: the annotation of a GenBank genome assembly
CUCGCUCGCUCUCUCUCUUCUUCCCAUUCGCCUUUUUCUAUCUGUCUGCCUGCAGAGGAAUUGUAUGCGCUCGCGCUUCCCGUCCCAAUCCCCCUCCUCCCCACCCAGCCCCGCAAUCUCGCAGUCUCCCUCACCCCCCCGCUCCUGCUGCUGCUUCUCCUCGCUCGCACUGCACUAUCACUCUCUCUCUCACUCUCUCUCAACGAACCGAACGUGCUGGACGCUCGCUCCUCAUCUGUCGUUGUGUCUGCGUGCGCGUGUCCCCCCUCCUCCCGCCCCCCCUCCCCUCACGAAGUGUCGAUUGUAGCUACUCUUCCAUUGUGGCCUUCCGAGUCCAGUUGUCGACGUAGAGACGGAGAGUCAUCGAGGUCGAGAGACGAGGUGGCGGUUUUCUCAUCGGAACGAUUUCCGAGUUUGAAGUUUCGUCUGCAGUUUUCGACAAGGUGAGGGAGAGAUAGAGAUAGAGAGAUAGAGAGAUAGAGAGAGAGAGAGAAGUGAAAAGGAAGUGAAAAGCGUGCGUAAGAAGAACUGAAGUGCCUCGUUUGUGCGGGACUGACUUUCGGGCUCGGUAGGAUCUGCAGCGAGAGUGUAAUGCGCGGGCACAGGCCUGGGUUUGGUGCUGCGUCCGAGUGUUGAUAGCUAUGGCAGCGGGGUUCGGGCUCCCUCCGUGUAGUUUGAGAUAGUUGUGGCUGCUCCCCGAGCAGCAGAGCGCGAGGGAGGGAGGGAGGGAGGGCAAGGAGAACUCACACGCUUGUCACGAAGAUUGCCCCACUGGUUCUGGGAGCAGUAGAAGACCGAGGUCACACUCGAACCACUUAAUCAGUCGACUCGACAGAAUUGAAUCCCCGAAGGAGCAGCAGUCCGGUACCUUGCUCGAGGGACGGGAGAAAGGAUAGAGGAACGAAGGAGCUGAAGCAGUUAGAGCAGCGCGGGCAGCCGGGGUUAGUUAGGAGGCGAUAGCGUGGUCGGAGAAGGUCGGAGGGCGGAGCCAAUUGCUUGCUGCACGUGAGAGAGUAGUCAUGGAUAUGGCGCAGCAGCCGAUGAAUAUGAUGCCGGGGCAACAGCAAAUGCAGUAUCCUCAGAUGGCCCAGAAUCCUCAGAUGCAAGCGCAGAUGCAACAGCCGUAUCCGCAAGGCUCGCCGGGAGUGCCGUCGCCCCCUGGCCCAUCGGGACAGCCGCAGGGUCCGUAUCCCGGGGCGCUCGCGCAACAGCAGGUCAGUUUCCAGCAUCUGCAGCAGCAGCACCAGCAGCAAUUGCAGAUGUUCUGGCACAGUCAAAUGAACGAAAUUGAGCAGGUGUCGGAUUUCAAGACGCACCAGCUUCCUUUGGCUCGAAUCAAGAAAAUCAUGAAAGCAGACGAAGACGUAAGAAUGAUCUCAGCUGAGGCGCCCGUCCUCUUCGCCAAGGCGUGCGAAAUGUUCAUUCUCGAGUUGACUCUCCGGUCGUGGAUUCACACGGAAGAGAACAAGCGCAGGACCCUGCAAAAGAACGACAUCGCUGCAGCCAUCACGCGCACGGACAUCUUCGAUUUCUUGGUCGAUAUCGUGCCCCGCGACGAGCUCAAAGACGAGACUGCUCUGGGCGGGGUGCCCCGCGCAGCUCUGCCCGUGGGCUCGCCAGCUGAUGCCAUUCCUUACGGCGGUGGCAUGUACUACGUCGCCACGGGCCAACCUCAGGGCGGGCCUCCCAUGCAGCAGGGGCAGCCGAACAUGAUGGGCUCUCCGGCUAUGAUGGUUGGGAGGCCCGGAAUGCCCAUGGAUCCGGCCAUGUAUGGCCAACAGGCCAGACCUCCGACGAUGCAGUACAUGCCGCCACAAUCAAUGCAGCAGAUGUGGCCGCAGUCCGGCUCGUCACCAGGAAUACCGCCGAGUAGUUGAAUGAGGAUCACACUGGGGCUUCUCAACUGGAAGUCGCGUCGUGUGCAGUGCAGCAGCUCGAUGGUUGAUUGUAAUUAGUGGAAGUUGGAACUCGAUGUGCAAAUUCCUUUUCUGCUUACAAGAGUCUGAGAAGGAGUAGGACCAGUUAGUAGGGGCAAGAUACAAACACUGGGCGGCGAUAAGGCUGGAGUCGUUUGUGUAGAUAGCCGUAUUGCCGCCAUACGGGACCGGGAGUUCUUGAUAUGACAAUCUAGAAUGCAGAGCACCUUCUUGAAUCACCACCAUGAAGCCUUAGAGAUGCAAUUCGAAGACUCUAUCAAGGAAUUUGUGGUAGGUUAUUUUUAUUUUCCAGGAUUCCAAAUUUUUAGGACCUUGUGAUAUAGCUGCUGCUUUUGGUCCUUGCUCUGGCAUUAAGAAUCGACAGGAAGGCAGCAAAUAUGCUGCAAACACUCCGAUGAUGGUGAUUGUAUGAUUUGACCAUAGUAAAUUUCGCUAUUUUGUUGAUUAAUCGAACUCUACGUGCCUGGUUCACUCUGGUCUCAGAUCUCUAAUCAGGUCCCAUGCAAUUGGUGUCGUGAAGUCAAGUUCUUCCACUGUCUGUUUUCUGUGAGAAAAUCUCAAUUCUGGCUGUUUCAUCUGCUGAAAUUGUGCUAGUUGUGUAGAGGGAGCACAUCCUGUACGACUGUAAGUCGUACAGCAUGAUUGUCAGGUUUGACUACUAUGUAUCACAUUCUGUUCCACACAUGUUAUAUUCAGAUCUGAGUCAGCAUAGCUGUUCCUGAUUUCAGGCACUUAGUAUUACUGCUGUGCAAUAUCUGAAAACGAAACCGCUUGUUGAGAUCCCACACCAGCAGUUACGGCAAGGACAGC